Messenger RNA from Auanema sp. JU1783, 1362 nucleotides. The record is from the annotation of a GenBank genome assembly. Lineage: Eukaryota; Metazoa; Nematoda; Chromadorea; Rhabditida; Rhabditidae.
AUGCAAAGAGUUUCACGUCGGACAAGUUUCGGUUCGACCACAAGUUUACGGAGGAGUAGUGUGUCCGCCAAAGAUAUACAAGCUAUACAAGCGGCUCUACAGAAACAGCAGCGGCUAUCAAGUCAAGUCGUUCUUUUAUUACUUCCUUUAAUUCCACUAAUUUCAUUCAUCUAUUUAUAUUCAAUUCAUCUUCAUCAGGCAAGGUUCAUUGUGACGAUGAAAGCUUUGUUCAGUCGAUGGCCAUUUCUUCUUCAGAUCUUCCCUCCUGUAUACGAUUUAAUUGCCUGGAAGAUUGUUUUAAUCUUUCUUUCUCUUCAAUUACUUUUUCAUUCGUUUCUUCCCCAUGAUGUUGUCAAGAUCACAUCAUCCUCUGGAGAGUAUAAUCGAAAUGUAAAUGGUUUCGCUUCCUUCGUUCUUAUCUCCCUCUUAUAUAUCAUGGGCAGUCUAUUAGGUCUCUACAGGGGCGAUAUUCUAUUCCUAAGAUUCAACUCGGUCUUACUCAUAUUCUCUAUCCUUGCCCUCUUAACGAUCGCGAUUCUCUGUGUUUGUUAUAGACUUGGAGAGACAUAUAACAUUACGACUAUUCAGGAGUUCUAUUUCGGGAUUGACGUUCAUCCCAUGAUACUUGAUAUCGAUAUCAAAUACUUCACGAGAUCAAGGAUAACUUAUGCUAUCUGGCCUCUUUUCAUUAUUUCAGCUCUUUUCUAUCAAUACACAGCAAGGGGGAAAAUUACGAAAGCUUUGAUUGGACUUGCAACCACGCAGCUUCUGUACAUAGCAAAGUAUCAUUGGAAUGAGGACUUAGCUAUGAGUUUUUUGGAUGAGCGUCGAGCUCACUGCGGAUUCUUUCGACUCUGGUCAGAUUUAGUUUUCAAUCCAUUAGUCUAUUCCUCACCAAUUGUCAUGACAGCUUAUUCUGCUCAGCACUUAUCAUUGCUAACUUGCUCCAUAUUCACAUUGAUCGGCAUAACUGCAAUAACGCUAACAGCGAUGAUUGAUCGUCAGAAAUUUGAAUUUCGUGCUUCAAAGGGAGCGCUCAAAAUCAAAGGAGUAGAUGCUUUCUUCAUCGCUGCAAAAUAUAAAACUGAAAGCGGUGAAUCAGCAGCCAAUUUACUUCUCGGAAGUGGAUUUUGGUCAUACUGCCGACAUCCGAAUUAUGUAAUGGAGAUCUUGACUUUCUUUUCUUUUGUAUUAUUUCAAGGCGAAUCUCCUCUUCUAAGUUAUUUUCCAUUGAUCUACGUGACGGGUUUUUUAUUAGUUCGUUUGUUCAAUGAUGAGUCCCGAUGUUUAGCUAAGUACGGUCAAUAUUGGCUACAAUACACAAACAAAGUUCCUUUUAAAAUUUUACCGGGAGUCUUCUAA